Messenger RNA from Anolis sagrei ordinatus, 4425 nucleotides. RefSeq lists its product as uncharacterized. The record is from RefSeq and is a predicted model, not a curated record. NCBI's taxonomy places the organism in Eukaryota, Metazoa, Chordata, Lepidosauria, Squamata, Anolidae.
CACGCUCCGCCCCGGCUGUCCAAUCGCGGAGCCGGGGCUGAGCGUUGUCUUGUUGGGGGCAGAAAAGUUUCCCCGAGCGAGGAAGAGGAGGAGGAGGAGGAGGAGGAGAAGAAGGCGGAGAGUGCGCGCCUGCGCGGAAGCCCAGCAAGAAAAAGCCAAGGAGAGUUAAGUGGGAGAGAGGAGAGGAAAGAGAUGCGGGAAGGCUGAGGAGCACCUUCGCAGCUCCUUCUCCCGCGAAGCUCUUGUUGCAUCAAGGAAACAUUCGUCCUAAACCUGCUACCAAAGUUUUCCCCUUGGGUCUCCUCUCCAAUGAGGACGCUGGCUCUUUGGGAGAGGAAGGCGGAGAAAGAGGAGGAGGAAGGGGGCGAGGAGCCUCGGGGGCGUUUGAAGGACCCGAAGAAGCCGCUCGGGAUGCUGUGAGCGAGGUGGGAUCCCCCGGCCCAGCCUCUUCCCCAGCUUGGCUGUGAAGCUGGACCCUCUCCUGGCUCUCCAGGGCUGGACCAUGCUCAAGAUCCUGACGAAGAAGCUCAGGAACCAGAGGCUGGGAGAGAUCCAGCCUUUCCACCUAAAGAUUUCCUACCCCUCAAGUGAUGAAGAUGACAGUGAUGAUUCUGAGGGAGAGAACCAAGAACUUGCUCUGAUUGACAAAGAAAGAAGACGAAAUUGCACAUUGACUCCUCUGGCAACCAACCAGCUGCAGAAUCAAGAAAACCAGUGCUGCAAAAUGCAUUUUCCUCCUGGUCUGGAUCGUCACAGUUCUGAAGAGGAGCUUGAACGUAUCAGCUGUGAGUUUUCUGCUGAAAAACGGAAGUGGUCACAGGUCAACAGGCUGGCCUGCUGUGGUGACAACUACAACACCUCCUCUAGUGACGAAGAAGUGAAGAACUUGUGUGGCAUGUCCUUCCGGCCUGUGGUUGAAGCUGCAGACCGCUUGCAUGCCAGCCCUAGCCCUGUGCUCUUUAGUGCCUCCCCUCCCAAAAGACUCCAGCCCUUGGUUUGCACCCCAACCUCCCGGCCUCUAAUUUUUACCAGUGUGGGAGCCAGCUUUGAACAAGUGAUGCCCUGUAAACGACACCGACAAGGCUAUGGAGACAAGGUCAGUAGGCCCAGCCUUGACCUGGAAAAAAUGCAGCAGAAAAUGCUAUUUAAGAAGAAUUGUGGCACAAAGACAAGAAUCAUCAAAAUUCGUCAUAUCAAUGGAAGCCGACCACCACCUCACUUUCUGUACGACCCAUCCACCUUUGCCUUCCGAUCCCUUAGCACCUUGAAGCCUCUGAGCCCAAUAGCUCCAGUUGAAGAACCAUCAUGUGCCUACUGAAGGAGAUGACUCAGAACUCUCAGGAAUCAAACCAUCAGAUUGCCCAGCAAGGACCAGUUUAAGGAGGGCAUAUGUUUGCAAUUAUCACUGAUGCCCUUGAGCAUUGGAGAUGGGUGACUUUUCUCAUGUCUGUUUUGUAUCUGGAAGGGAGGAAAUGGAAGGAAAUGUAUGUGAAUUGAGUAAGCUAGGUACACAAACCAUAGUGCAAUUAUCAAGGUGGUGUCUGGUACACAGAAAGCUGGUGUCUUCUUAAAGGAAGUUGUCAAUUACCUGAAUAGGUGAACACCUGCUUAUAUAUUGGAGUGCAUGGAAUAGGCACAUUUUUAUCAUUGCCUGCUCCAAAACUAGCGGAAUUGUUUCCUCUAUGUAGGGAUAUCUCAGUGGACUAAUUCCUCUUGAAAGAUGAUUGGGAUAAAAGUAGAUCUGCCCCUAGGUUUGAAGCUAGAGUGAGAAGUACCUGAAGGUUGUGAAACUUCAGGGUUUCCUCAGUACACAUUAGUAGGAUAAUCCCUGAAUAACUAUGUUUCCGAUCAGAGUAAAAGAUUGACAUGAGCUUUUUUCCCUGUGCAGGCUGCUACGUUAUGACAUGGAAAACAUUGUUCUGUUGGAGGUAUGUAGGAGAGAGAAUGGGGAAAGCAGUUUCUUCUCCCUGUGGCACCUUUCACACAUCCUUUAUUGAGGUAUCUGGGUGCCCCCUUUUAUGUUGCUAUCCUGAAUGGCUAUAUCCUAUUCCUGAAAAACCACAACAGGUCUGGAUGUCAAACCAUCUGUUUGGCCCAUACAGAACAGCAGUGAAUGGGGAGAGGAUGUAUGUAAGGAUUGCUCUUGAUUUUAUGUAUAAACACAACAGUUUAAGAGGAUAUUACAUCAUAUAGUGGAAGAAAAUGUCCUCAGCCUGUUGCAUAUUUUGCUAUUGUGGGCACGGGUGACAGGAAGGGUGAGACACAAGACUUGAUAUGAAACUGUGACAACUGUAUUGUCACACACACUUUGCUGUGGUCUCUUCAUCUUCAUAUUGCUCAUCUUUUUUCAUGCUGCCCACAUUCACAAGAUGUUAUUCUUGCUGUUACAUUACUCAUAUUCUACAGUUGGGAUGAGCAGUGUGUGACAUUCAUAUUGGUACUGAACUGCAACUCCCAUCAUUUCUCAUCAUGGCUAUAUUGGUUGAAGCUGAUGAGGGUUGCCCUCCAACCAAACGUGGAAGGUUUUCUACAAGCUUUAAUCCAUUGGUGGUGAACACACACAGAAGGAUAUUUUUGGGUCUUCUCAAUCCAGCAUAGGCCACAUUUCUGUCUCAAUUCACAAAUGGAAUUGAUACUGUCUCACUUCCAGUCAUUUUUUUACUUUGAUUCUGGGCUGGAAUGUUUGGUCAAAGCCACACUUCCUAAAUCAAUUUUUGAGGCCAGAAAUACCAUAAGAAUGAGGUGAAGGGAGUCAAGAGAAACCAGAGCCUGCUUUGGACUCUGAGGUCACAAUGUUCCCACCUCUGCUGUAAUGAACAUUGCCCCCUAGAAAUUAAUACACAGCACUGUCUCUUCUAUGUGAUCCUGAAAUGUUGGCCUUAUGUGUGUGUAAAUGUAGUGAACAAUACCAAAUGUACUUCUGCUGUGUAAUCUAUUUGUAUUUAGGAAGUAAGAGUUGCUCAUGGUUUGGACAUUAUGAAUGUAGGCAUAGAUUCUGUUGGUUGUCCCUACUGCAGACCUCAUUGCAUCCAUGGGAUUUAUAGUUUUGAUUUACCAUUCAGCAAUUGGUUCCAUGAGUCUACUCUAAUAAGGCAAGCAAUUGGAUUUAUGGUGUAUAUGUUGAUCCAAGUAUGAGAAAGGCCCACCCUCGGUUAUCAUUGACACUGGAACAUUAAAACUUACCAUUCUGUCAAGCUAUGAGUACAAUUGGGCAGCCUUUAGUAUUCCGUGUACACAUGUUGUACCAGUGACAGGUAUAUUAGGUUAAGGGAAUCCGUGCUUUUGUUUCUUCCUAUACCAUCCCAUCUAAGAAGAAUUCAGGGAGGUGUGCAACUCUGUUUUCUACCAGCCUGUUAAAGAAAUAAAUUUCUGCUGCGUUGCUGUGACGAGAGAAAAAUUAAUAAUGCAAUGUGAAAUGAAACAAUGCUUCACUUGUUCCUAUAGCCGAAGUAGGGGAUAUUUUUUCUCUUUUGAUCCUGAAUAUGAUUUAUUGCUGGCUUCAAAGUCAGCAGUGUGUGAUGGGAUUUGUAGUCCCAGUGGACUUGACCUUUCUACAGUGACAAGGGCAGAUGAUAACCUGGUUUUGCUGUUUCUGCAAAUUAGGUUUGGCCUACAAACAGUCCAUGUGUGUUACAUAGUCAGGAAAUGUAUGGGGGCACUUUUUCCUGUGCCUGAAGGCACCAUCUUAUUCGGCAAAUACUUUGGAGUGCUUUGUUUCUUUUCUAUACAAGUUGACUGUUUCUGAUUGUCCUCAAAGAUAUCGUCCCAUAUGAUGCUCCAAGUUGAAGGAAUGGAGGGCAGACAACCUCUGUUAAAGUGGCCUUUCUUUAUUACUUUUGUAAUCUUUCUCUGUCUUCGGUUUUUCAAUCAAAAUAAUAAAGUUACAUGUUAACUGCUGCUCUGCUGUUUGCUUUCUUGGUGCAUUAUUUUUUGUAGUAGAAAAAAGGAAAUAUCCUCUAUUUUACAACAAGAAAAUACAAGCUACUGGGUCUGAAAUAUGUUUUACAGACCCAGGAAAAUUGAACAAGCAUAGAUUAUGCUAUUAUGGGUAUAAGCCAAUGGUUCUCAACCUGUGGGCCCCCAGAUGUUUUGGCCUUCAGCUCCCAGCAAUCCUAACAUCUGGUAAACUGGCUGGGAUUUCUGGGAGUUAUAGGCCAAAACACCUGGGGACCCACAGGUAGAGAACCACUGGUAUAAGGGAAGCACACAUGUCUUACAUGUGUUUUUGUUUCUUGGACAGACAGUGUGAAUGCCAGGUUCCUCUUAAAAAAUCCUCAACCAUUAUUAGUAAGAAAAUUAGCAAGUCUGUGUGACUGCAAAUAUUUUAGUCCUGAAACUUGCUUUUUGUAUUCUGUGAAUUUUUCCUAUACAUGAAAUUUCUGCAAUGCAAUUGUAAAACAAAAAAUAAAAUGAUAAAUUUGCAAA